Messenger RNA from Mytilinidion resinicola, 1199 nucleotides. RefSeq lists its product as uncharacterized. The transcript has 3 exons. The coding region runs from base 1 to 1017 and encodes 338 amino acids. Lineage: Eukaryota; Fungi; Ascomycota; Dothideomycetes; Mytilinidiales; Mytilinidiaceae. The record is from RefSeq and is a predicted model, not a curated record.
AUGGAUAUAAUUAACAACCCUACUUUCGCGCCGACCAAAGAUGUGUACAAUGAGAUCGACCCGUUGCUGGACUUCAAUUGGCGAACUAUAGAGCCACUCCAGAUACGACCCUUCAAACCCAGAUACCACUUAACAAUGGCGCUCCAGAAUACUACAAUGUCAGAGCUCGUUGCAGUAGACAAGACCUAUGUCGAUCGCAUCAAUCUCCGUCGUCAACUCAUCAAAGACCGUCCUAAUGAUGUUCUGGCAGCAAACCCAAGCAUCGUGCCAGCUGUCAACGAGUUUCACGCCUGGAUGUUCGGGACAUAUCUCCCGAGCCGGUACAGUUCCAUGUUCAAACUUAUCCCAGCCUCAUAUCCAGGAACGAGCGCGCAAUUACUCAAUUGCAUCACGUCCGAGACGAUUCCCAUCAGCGCAGAAGACGCAGUCUUAUCUCUUCGCCUGCUCGGGGAACACAUCGAUACCGACUUCCUUUUCCUCCUCCCUUCCGAGUCUCCAACCGACCAGGGAAAGUACAAACUCGAAGGCUUUAUAACUUGCUUCCCCUCCGGUUUCGACACGCCCAAGAAGCUAAAUCUCAAGCUCGCUGAAAUUCAUGCGCCGGUGCCUGGGUAUGGCGCGAAGAUUGAAAAGUCUAUGGACCGCUUCUUUGCCACUCUACCCACAGGCAAGAUCGUUCUCCGCACCAAUUGGAGCAUCACGACCAAUACCAAUCUGUUCAGCCUAGGUGGCAACCAUCUGUAUGAAGGCGAAGAGGCGGUGGAAGAGAUGGUGAAUAUUGAUGAGACGGUGCUCAGAUGUGAGCGUCAGACGUUACAUCGACUGCCAAAGAGCCAGGCGCUAGUAUUUGCGUUCCGCACAUAUCAGUAUCCUAUCAGGGCGGUGAAAGAAGAGGGCAGUGGAGAGGCAUUGGCUGAUGCGAUAGACGGUUUGAGCAGUGGAAGUGUACCGGGCAUGGCGGUUUACAAGAGGGGAGUCGUAUGGGGCAGGGCUGUGAAGGCGUUCCUGAGGACUUGAAAGGAAGUCCGCGCUUCGAGGUUAACGAUGUUUGGGUUGCCUUGAUGCAUUUCUCAGCUAGUCAUAACCCCACAUCUAUAUUUGCUACAUAAGUUUGAAAUGCGUUGGAGCACUGCAGACAGUGGCAGAAAGAUUUACGAUCAGGAACUAGACACAGUGACAUCAAUAUGGAAUCGUACACA